AUGAUAUCCAAACAAAUGGACAUAGAGAAUUGUGACAGUUUUCCAGAGGAUCAAUUUCCAAAUGAAGCUCACGAUGAGUGCAUUCCAAAGAUGCUGAAUUACCUCUCCUUUGAAGAACCACUGGGCAUUACUCUGAUGUCUCUGGCUCUUCUCUUUUCCUUCUCCACAAGUCUGGUGCUUGCAAUUUUCAUUAAGCAAUGUGACACUCCCCUUGUCAAAGCCAACAAUUACAACCUUACCUACCUUCUACUUGUCUCCUUCUUUCUCUGUUUCCUCUGCUCACUUCUGUUCAUUGGACAUCCCAAUAAGGCAACCUGCCUCCUCCAACAAACAACAUUCGGCAUCAUCUUCUCUACUGCAAUCUCUUCUAUAUUGGUCAAACCCAUCAUAGUCAUUGUAGCAUUCCUAGCCUCAAAGCCAGGAAGCCUAUUCUACAAAUGGGUGGGGCAAAAGUUGGCCUAUUCCAUUAACUUUUUCUGUUUCUUCAUUCAAGUAGUUAUUUGUAUUGUUUGGCUGAAUUCUUCUCCCCCAUUUCCAGAUUUGGACAUGGAAACACUUCACGGAGAAAUCAUAGUAGAAUGUCAUGAAGGCUACAUCAUCAUGUUUUAUUGUGUCUUGGGCUACAUGGGUCACUUGACCCUUCUCAGCUUCAUUGUGGCCUUCCUAGCAAGGAAGUUGCCAGACAGUUUCAACAAAGCCAAGUUCAUUACUUUCAGCAUGUUGGUUUUCUGUAGCAUUUGGCUGACCUUUGUCCCCACCUAUCUGAGCACCAAAGGGAAGUCAAUGGUGACUGUGGAGAUCUUCUCUAUCCUGUCUUCCAGUGCUGAUUUACUGGGAUGCAUCUUCAUCCCCAAAUUUUAUAUAAUUAUAUUUAAGCCUGAACUCAAUACUAGAGAGCAUUUAAUACAUAAGAAAUAG
Notechis scutatus (mainland tiger snake) is the source of this 918-nucleotide messenger RNA. The record is from RefSeq and is a predicted model, not a curated record. NCBI's taxonomy places the organism in Eukaryota, Metazoa, Chordata, Lepidosauria, Squamata, Elapidae.